CGUUAGCCGGGGCGGGCUGACGGGCUGAGGCGCUGGCCGGCUGAGGAGUCUUGGUCUCUGUCGCCGCUGGUUUUCUCUCGUUUCCUGGGGCGCCCGUGAGGCGGGCUGCCGGCAGACGUCUCCUCGGCAUGGAGCACAUCCGAACGACCAAGGUUGAGCAAGUGAAAGCACUUGACCGAUUCAGCACCAGCAACAAGUCAUUAACAGGAACGCUGUAUCUUACGGCCACCCAUCUAUUAUUUAUAGACUCUCAUCAAAAAGAAACUUGGAUAUUACAUCACCAUAUUGCAUCAGUAGAGAAACUCGCAUUGACGACUUCUGGAUGCCCACUUGUGAUUCAGUGCAAGAACUUCAGAAUUGUGCACUUCAUUGUUCCCAGAGAAAGAGAUUGCCAUGAUAUUUACAACUCUUUGCUACAACUGUCAAAACAAGCAAAAUAUGAAGAUCUGUAUGCAUUUUCUUAUAAUCCCAAGCAAAAUGACGCAGAACGACUACAAGGUUGGCAGCUUAUUGACCUUGCUGAAGAAUAUGAAAGAAUGGGAGUGCCAAAUUCACACUGGCAGUUGUCUGAUGCAAACCGAGAAUACAAGAUCUGUGAAACUUAUCCCAGAGAACUUUACGUUCCCCAAGUAGCAAGCAAACCAAUAAUUGUUGGGAGUUCCAAGUUCCGGAGCAAGGGAAGAUUCCCAGUGCUUUCAUAUUACCAUCAAGAUAAGGAGGCCGCCAUCUGUCGCUGUAGCCAGCCGCUGUCGGGAUUCAGCGCCAGGUGCCUGGAGGAUGAGCAUUUGCUGCAAGCCAUCAGUAAAGCCAAUCCUGUCAACCGCUACAUGUAUGUCAUGGACACCAGGCCCAAACAUCGCAUGCAGAGCUGGUGGGCUACACAAAAGGACAUUGGCAGAAUUAUAGUGAUGAUUCCUUCAAAAAUCUGGAAUGAUGAGAAAAUAAGAGAAAGCCAUGAGAGAAAGCGACUAAAUGCUAUGGCCAACAGAGCAGCUGGAAAAGGUUAUGAAAAUGAAGACAACUAUUCUAACAUCAGAUUUCAGUUUGUUGGGAUUGAAAAUAUUCAUGUCAUGAGGUCUAGCCUUCAGAAAUUAUUGGAAGUCAAUGGUACCAAAGGGCUGUCUGUGAAUGAUUUCUACUCUGGUAUGGAGAGCUCCGGAUGGCUUCGCCAUGUCAAAGCUGUUAUGGAUGCUGCAAUCUUCUUAGCCAAAGCAAUAAUGGUUGAAAACGCAAGUGUACUGGUACACUGUUCUGAUGGUUGGGAUAGGACUUCCCAGGUUUGUUCCCUUGGCUCUCUCUUACUGGAUUCCUACUAUAGGACAAUUAAAGGAUUCAUGGUUUUAAUAGAAAAGGAUUGGAUCUCCUUUGGACAUAAAUUUUCAGAGAGGUGUGGCCAUUUGGAUGGUGACCCGAAGGAAAUCUCACCAGUGUUUAUUCAAUUUUUGGAAUGUGUGUGGCAUUUGACCGAACAGUUCCCACAAGCCUUUGAAUUCAAUGAGGCAUUUCUUCUUCAGAUCCAUGAACAUAUUCAUUCAUGCCAAUUUGGAAACUUCCUUGGAAAUUGUCAGAAGGAAAGAGAAGAACUCAAGUUGAAGGAGAAGACUUACUCCCUGUGGCCAUUUCUUCUGGAUGACCGAAAGAAGUACUUAAAUCCUCUCUACAGUUCCAAAGCUCAGAGAUUUACGGUCUUGGAGCCAAGUACAGUAUCUUUCAGUUUUAAGUUUUGGAGAAACAUGUACCACCAGUUUGAUCGAACAUUGCAUCCUAGGCAGUCUGUGUUUAACAUUAUUAUGAAUAUGAAUGAGCAGAAUAAGCAAUUAGAAAAAGAGAUUAAAGACUUAGAAUCUAAAAUUAAGCAGCGCAAAAAUAAACAAACGGAUGGCGUCCCCACAAAGGAAUUAUUACAUUCAAUUCAUCCUGAAUCACCUAGUCUCAAAACCUCCUUGUGUUUUAAGGAGCAGACUCUGCUCCCUGUGAAUGAUGCUCUUCGAACUAUAGAGGGCAGCAAUUCAGCAGAUAAUCGUUACAGCGACUACGCGGAAGCGUUUUCCAAGUCAGAACCUGCUGUUGUCAGCUUAGAGUAUGGCGUGGCAAGAAUGACUUGCUAGAGUCUUUGGACAUUUUCUGGAUUGGCUGUAGUGCAAGAACUGGAUUAUCGUGAGGGUGGUCUGUGUCACAGGACCCAAAAGGGAUUUUUCUACUAAUGAUCUUACGGUUUAACAGUAGGUUAAUAGUUAAAGAAAGAAUAAUAACUGGUCUUGUGAGAGAAACAAGUCAGUUUAAUUGCUUUUUGAUUAAGGAAUAACAUUCAGCUCUGUAAGAAAUGAGUGGUAUUUGGGGGGUUUCCUCAAAACACGAUUUGCACUGUACACUAGUGAAUUGACACUUCUGUGUGAUUUAUGUGUUCAUUACAGCCAAACAUGAAUAACCUUCCUUCAAAAAAGUAUAACUUAAUUGCAAAAAAAGAAACUUGACAAAGUGGGCCUUUAUUUAAUGAUUGACGUGGCAUGUACUUUCAAUUAUGUAAUGUAACUGUGAAUACCUACAGACAUUUUGCCAGAUUGUAAUGUUUAAUAUUGAAGUACUAUGAAAAAUAUUUCUAAGAAGGCCUUAAAAUAAAUUUUCAGCUCAUUCUUUACCCUUAAGUUUUAUAACCUGAAGCAAAAUCUUUUGAUUUUGGUCAGCCUUGUUUGAUUUGUAAACAAGUGUGUUCUCAUUACUGCAGGAGUUGCAUGCUAUAAUAAGAAAAAUACUCCUGUGUAAACAGCUGCCAAAGUACACUGUUUAGUUGGUCCGCCUCCAUAUUCAAACUUAGUCAAAAACAAAAAAGGUUUUCUUAUAAUUACAAUUUGUUUAGUGCUAAUUUGAUUGCUUAUUCCUUACAGCAUAGGUAGGUUAUUGAUUUCUUAAACGUGCCACAUAUUUGACUGUCUUUUAUAUAUGAAUUAUUACAUUCUGCUGAUUUUAAUCUUACAUUGGCUUUAUUCCUUUGAUAAAUAUGUAAAUUUAAAGAGAUAAAGCUCUAUUAUGUUCUUAGAAACAAGGAAUAGUACAUAUUUAAAAACAAACUGCUUUAUCUCUCAGUGCCUAACUUUCAGUUUAUCCAAACACUUCUGGUUAAAAAAAAAGCAGUUAUUUCUAUAUGGAGCGUUUUUUCCUCUCUGUUAACUAUAGAAGAGGAAGAAAAAAAGAAAAUUAAGGACAGCCUAAUAGAAAGUUAAUGUUUAACAAAAGCAGUUUGAACCCUGGGAAGGGUUUCAUUUUGCCAUGCCAUUUUUACUGUUUAUUCUAUCUACAUAGUGGUACAUAUCUUUAGAUUACCAAGAAAGAAAGAAAAAAAAUUCCUUGCAGUUGGCAGGGAUUGAAAUUGAAAUGUAUUAUGCCUAUGGGUGACACAAGGUACAAUGCAGGGUACUAGGAAUCUGCAUAGGACCUCUAACGCUCUUACUACACCUGUAUCUGUUAUAUUAGUUUUGAACAUAAAGGUUUUUUUCAAAUGGAAAAAGGCUUUACUGUAUGAGAAUUUAUCUAAUCCUGUUUAUUUUUCCAAUGCUUUUCUGUAGCACAAUAUGUAAUAAGAAAAAUGCGCUGUAAAUUAUAGUCAGCAAUUUAGCCAAACCUGUUUCCAUGUUUAAGCAUUGGGAGGGGACAGUUUUAAUCUCUGUGGUAACAAAGGGAAGGUUUUGUGCCUUGUUACUUGAUUCCAGUCACUGGUUUUGGUUUUGGAGUCUUCCGUUGCAGACUUUUUGUAUUUAACUCUUUGGUUUACUAUCUUAACCUUCAACUUGAGACAUACAUGUGUGUGUUUAUUUGCUCACACAGAGACUGAGAAAUCAGUUAACAUCCUAAGUGACCUAUAAAAAAAAAUAGGGUGUAUAUAUACUGGCAAAAAGCAGAUUGUGUAUAUGUCUUAUAAAAUUGCAGUGUGUUUGGGAAUGUAUAGCAUGUAAAUUAUUUCAUAUAUUAUUUAAAGGUAAUUAAAUGUCCAUGUUUUACUUUGAAUGCUUUUUUUUUUUUUUUCCCCUGGAAAAAACAAAUGGAAUUAAGUUUUAGUUUGUUUUCAUGUAAGCAAAUGGACCUGCAUGUUACAUUACAGUAACUAUAAGAGUAUGAGAUUUGAGCAGCUCAUGUUCCAAAAGAUUGAUGUUUAUAUAUUUAAUACCUAUUAACACAAAAAUUUCCUAAAUAUUUGAAAUAGGCAUAGUGGGGUAAAAAUUUCAGCAUAUAUAAUUAAUGACUAAUUGGAUUUACCUUUUUGCACCUGUCACUUCUGGCUGUUACAAUCAGUAUUUUAUUGUGCCCUUGCCAACUUAUUGAUUUGAAGACAGGUCAGGUGAGCACAUAUAUUUAAGGUAAAAUUUCUGGAGGAAAAUGGCUGGCAGUGAAGAGUGUAAGUUUAUUUUGGAAUGUUUUAAAUAGAUGUCAUAUAGUUAGGUAGGAUAGAAAUAAUUCAGGGAAUCUUGAGUAAAAGAAAAAGGUAAGUCUGUUUUUUGUUUUUGAUUUGUUUGAUCAGAUGACAGAAAGGGGAGGGGUGUUGUCUAGCCUUUCUUGAAAAAUUUUUUUGCAGGUCAGCUUGAGAAUACUGAAAAAUUUCCAGUUGGUAUUCUAAACUGGAUGAAAUGCUGGUUUUCUGCAAAACUAUAUAGAGCAGUUGCGGACUUUAUCAGUGACCUGGAGCCAUUCUCAUUAGCUAAAUUUUAGCUAUUUCAUUGGCUUUUCCAUGUAGCAGUCCAGUUGGCAUUAGCAUAACUUGAUUAGUUAAAGUGAAAUGUUGAGCCUGUAUUUAAAAAUCUGUAUGAUUCUAUAUAAGCUUUAGGAAGCUAUAAGUAGAAAAAGAUAGCCAAUAAUCUAAAAUGAUUAAUUAUCUAAAAAGAAUAUAUAUAUAUACCAUUGUAUUUGUCAUUUUAUAAGAAAAUAAACACUAAUUUUUGCCAUUUUUAUAAUAAAAACAGUAUUAAUGCUAUGCUAGUAAUUUCUAGGACAGUAAAAUAUUUUUUUGCACAGCACCUUUUAUAUAAUAGUGGAAUAUGUAACUGAAAGCAACUUUCAGAAGCUACUUAGUAGUAGGCUCUAAAGCUUUAGUCUUUAACUUCCUGAUUUGGUAACUACAGACUGGGACUCUGGAGUAUUAAAAAAAAAAAAAAACCCACC
Messenger RNA from Loxodonta africana (African savanna elephant), 5151 nucleotides. It is a transcript of the gene MTMR6, whose product is annotated as myotubularin related protein 6. Gene Ontology annotation, molecular function: phosphatidylinositol-3,5-bisphosphate phosphatase activity; phosphatidylinositol-3-phosphate phosphatase activity. NCBI's taxonomy places the organism in Eukaryota, Metazoa, Chordata, Mammalia, Proboscidea, Elephantidae. Bases 129 to 2108 code for a protein of 659 amino acids. Gene Ontology annotation, cellular component: nuclear envelope; membrane; cytoplasm. The record is from RefSeq and is a predicted model, not a curated record. The transcript has 15 exons. Gene Ontology annotation, biological process: phosphatidylinositol dephosphorylation.